UACGCCUGCUUCGCUCAGGGCCAUGGAUCGGAUACAGGAAGGCGUGGAACAGGUAUAAAGAGAGACAGCGAGUCACCUCAUGUUCAGACCUGACACAGCUGCUUUUCCUCAAGAGGCUAAAAGCUUCUCCCAGAUGGCGUACUCCACCGGCACGCUUGCACAGGGCGCUUUUGGGAAGGUGUACAAGGAGAAAUACAACGAUACCUGGGCUGCUAUAAAGAAAGUCCCCCACCACCUCAUCAGCAGGAAGGACCUUGAGAGAGAAUGUGAAGUGUACAACAAGUCAGAACAUCCCAACAUAGUGAAGCUUCUGGGAAACAUAACCCUGACAAACGGGAAAUGGAUCAUUCCACUAGAGUUUAUCUUCGGAGAGGACUUAGAGACAACCAUCUUCAAGGCAUCAAAAUCCAAAAUACAGUUGACUCCAACUAAUAAAGGCAAAAUCAUCGUUGGCAUGUGUGAAGGGCUGCUUCACCUCCACUCCAAGGACAUAGUGCAUCAAGACCUUAAGCCUGAAAACAUCAUGGUGGAACAUGACACAAACAGAGCAGUAAUCAUUGACCUGGGACUGGCCAAGUUCUUCAGGCGUGGUCUAAACUCCGCUAUGGAUAUGGGGAACGAGGCCUACUCGGCCCCUGAGGUGCUGCAGAGGGGCAGCCAGCGGGACCAGCGUUCAGAUGUCUGGGCCAUGGGCAAGAUCAUUGCUGAGCUCUGUGCCCGGAUUCGGCUGUACACACCGACUGUCUGUCCCGCCAAGAUCAAGGAGACUCUGAAGGAUCAGCCCUACUGCUCCGCUGUGUGUAGGAUGGUGGAGCCAGACCCUUCUCUGAGGGCCUCCAUAUAUGGGGUUAUAAGUGAUAUACGAAGGGCUGGAGGCACAGGCAUCGUCACCAAGACAGCCAUUCAAACGGACCACCUUAAGCUGCCUUCACCUCACAUUAAUGCCAGAAACCGGUCUCCAUCACCAAUGAACCGAGGUGCAUCUCCACUUAUCAGGGAUCCAUCACCAAUGAACAGAGCUCCAUCACCAUUUAAUAGGGAUCCAUCACCAAUGAACAGAGCUCCAUCACCAUUUAAUAGGGAUCCAUCACCAAUGAACAGAGCUCCAUCACCAUUUAAUAGGGAUCCAACACCAUUAAAAAAAGAUCCUGCCCCUGUACACAGGUCACCUUUGAAUUGGGAGCGGUCACCCAGACCUCAGCCUGCACUACACCACUCUCCUUCCCCUCUGAGGGCAGAAGACAAGAACAAAAACCAGGCUGUGGUCCCAGCAGCUGGAACAGACCUUACAAAGGACUUCCUGAAGAUGAGUCUAUUCCAAGAAGCUACCAAGGAUCUUGGCUGCAACCUUCCAACAACAGGGAGAGUGGUGGUCCGCCGCUUUGAAGAGAAAAACGGGGGAGUGGAAGCAUGGGAGCAGAAAGAGGUGGUGACUCGAGAUGGAAAAAUAGUCAAGUAUGAUGACAUCAAGUUUAACAGCAAAUGAGAAACACCGGCAGAUUCUUUAUCUACUUAAAAAAAAACAAUUGCAUGAACUGGUUGAAUGGUUAGUUCAGAGUAAGCUAACUUUGGGUAUCUUCUUAGGAGAGCUUUUAAAAACAUUUCCACUCUGCUAAAGAGUAAACUGGUGUGUGCAUUUGUGUCUUGCACUUGUAAAUACUGAGUUAAUACCUGUGAUAAACUGUAACUUGAGGAAAAUAUGAAAAGACUUAGACUUGGACGUUACAUGAUAGUCAUGUUAGGCAUUUGAUAAGAACCUGUGCUGUUUGUCUGCUUGCAAAGAACAAAAGUAUUGCAGGCAUGAACAGCCAUCUGUGAAUGUUUUUCAGCAUCUGAAUAUAUAAGACUUUAAACA
Molecule: messenger RNA, 1855 nt
Organism: Acanthochromis polyacanthus (spiny chromis)
Lineage: Eukaryota; Metazoa; Chordata; Actinopteri; Pomacentridae
Exons: 5
Coding region: 80-1486 (468 amino acids)
Biological process (GO): protein phosphorylation; mitotic DNA damage checkpoint signaling
Cellular component (GO): nucleus
Molecular function (GO): ATP binding; protein serine/threonine kinase activity
Source: RefSeq, a predicted model, not a curated record